Iphiclides podalirius (scarce swallowtail) is the source of this 3813-nucleotide messenger RNA. The record is from the annotation of a GenBank genome assembly. Lineage: Eukaryota; Metazoa; Arthropoda; Insecta; Lepidoptera; Papilionidae.
AUGUUCCACCGGAUCAGCAGCCUUGUGUCGCUGAUACUCAUCCUAUCCCUCGACUCCAGGGAUUGUACGGCAAGUGCACAAUAUGAAACCGCAGGCAAAAUAUCGCUCAACAGUGUUCAAGCCUGGGCCGUCAAGCUUGGAACAGAGCUAUACCACUUCGGCGAAUUUAUCACACGGAAGAAGGAGGUGCAAGACAGUUUUAAAUCGGCUCAAAUCGAAUCGAGGGACGGGGAGAAGCUUGUGCAAAGUAUGGCGGACGACAUCCGCGCGAUGAUGGAGCUUAAGAUAAGCGCUGUCAAGAGGAUAGUGGAGGCAGCGGAGAACAUGGCAUUUGACAAACAGAACGAGAUCGUUCCCGAGGACUUCCAGUUCUACAACAGCAAAGAAAUGGAGGAGCCGUACGACGAGAUGACGAUAACAACAACGCCCGAACCGGACUUCAACCUCGAGAAUUGGAUCGUGCGACCGCCGAGCAAAAGUGCACACAUGCAGCAGAAUCCACACUUCUCCAAUAUACCAGUGAAUACCAACUUUAGUAGCGUGCAUGUACCUACUAACGUUUACGCUUGGGCACCGGACGUCAUCAAAGGUAUCCACUGGUCGGAAGGACUAGAUACACAUUUUAUUAAUAAUUACCAAAGUGAUCCGACACUGUCGUGGCAAUACUUUGGCAGCUCGUCUGGAUUCAUGAGACAUUAUCCUGCAAUGAAGUGGAGAGCGGAUCCGGUGGAUAUUUAUGACUGUCGUACAAGGGCAUGGUACAUGGAAGCAGCUGCCAGCCCGAAAGACGUGGUCGUCCUGGUCGACCGUAGUGGUUCCAUGACCGGGCAGCGUCGCGAUAUCGCUAAACAUGUCGUCACAAAUAUUCUAGAUACCCUCGGCAACAACGAUUUCGUAAAUGUGAUGACUUUCGCCGAUACUGUGGAGGAAAUCGUACCCUGUUUCGACGACUCCUUGGUGCAAGCAACGUUGGGAAACAUUCGCGAGCUCAAGCUGGCAUUAGACAACUUUGAAACCACAGAGAUAGCAAACUUCUCAGCGGCUUUGACUAGAGCUUUCACGUUGUUAGAAAUAUAUAGAAACAACAGUGGCGGCGCUAAUUGUAAUCAGGCAAUAAUGCUCGUUACUGACGGUGUCCCAUACAACUAUAAAGAGAUCUUCGAGGAGUACAACUGGAAAUAUGACACUCCUGUGAGGGUGUUCACUUACCUGAUAGGUCGCGAGGUCGCGGAUGUUAGGGAAGUGAAGUGGAUGGCGUGCGCGAACCGCGGCUUCUACGUCCAUCUCAGCACCCUGGCCGAGGUGAGGGAGCGCGUUCUGGAGCACGUCAACGUGCUGGCUCGUCCGCUGGUGCUGCAGAGGGAGAAGCAUCCGGUGGUCUGGACGCCGGUUUACGCCAACGUUACGGACCCCAAGGUAGCGGAUUACUUAUGGGAGCAACGCGAGAGAGCCGAGCAAAAGGAAAGGUUCCUAAGUCAGAAAAGGGACAAAGCACUCUUCAAUUCGGAGAAAGAACAAGAUAGAAGGUGGAGGAUUACUCAGAUGAAGCAUGGUCAGUAUAGCGAACUGGGAAAUUCCCAGUACCAAUUGAUGACAUCAGUCUCCAUGCCCGUGUACGAUCUUCGACACAACGAGAACAUCACAGAGAAUGUACUGAUAAAUGAAGCUUACUGGGUAUCAGUUACAAAAGAGUCCGUAGAGGAGAACGGCCAAAAAGAGAUGCGUAUUGCAAAACUGUUGGGCGUAGCAGGAACCGACGUGCCUUUAUCCGAAAUACAGGCUUUGAUGACUCCUUAUAAGAUUGGCGUUAACGGCUAUGCGUUCAUAGUGACCAACAACGGCUACGUACUAAUACACCCGGAUUUGCGGCCGGUGUUUCAGCAGAUAUUAAAACCGAGCUAUAACAGCGUAGACAUGUUGGAAAUCGAACUAUUCGACGACGACCGCAGCCCAAGAAACUUUAGCCGAGAAUUGACGGCAUUAAGAAAAGAGGUGAUCGAUCAAAAGACCGGGAACAAGGCUUUGAACGUCAAAUAUCAUUUGGACGACAUGAAACGCGUGUCUCGGGCUAGGAAGCAUCUGUACUGGACGGGCAUCAGCGAUUCCCCGUUCACGCUGGUGGUGACCAUACCCGAGGGCUAUGGGCGGCACCGAGUCACGCCACCCCCUAACGAUGAUAUUCACCGUUUGUCAUUAACUUCCAAAAAUAUUUCGGCUAGGCAAUAUCUCUCUGAUAAAUGGAGCGUGCACCCUGAUUGGUUAUACUGCAGACACUACGAGCGUACGUUUUCUACGCCCGAGGAGGAGCUGCUUUAUUUCUUGGAGAGGGUUGCGAAGCCAGGAUGGCGGUGGCCGGCUAAGCCCCGGCCGCCAGAGCACCACAAGAACAAAGGCCACGAAAAACAUAACAAUGGAGGCACAUCGGACGUCAAGGAGCGCAAUAAAGCGUCUAAUACAACACCGCGGGUGGAAUACUACUGCGAUCAUGGACUCAUGCAAGCGUUAGUAUACGACGCGAGGAACACAGCCUGGUUUAACAGAAGCAUAUCGGAUUCAGCAUCGGAAGAGAAGGCAGCGGAGUUCAUUCAGCGAUUCGGAUACGUUGUGGCCUUCCUCGCGACGCACAGCGGUCUAACACGUUGGCGGACCCACCCGCCAAAGGAGCACGAACCCGACAAGUCGGAAUUCGGGAGGCAGUGGCCGCGCGCCAUAGACGAGGUGUGGUACAGGCGCGCCGUGGAGCAGCACUACGUGGAGCCCCUCAGCUACGUGUACAGCGCGCAGCUCAGCACCGCGCGCGCGCCCCUCAACGUAAGCACCGCCAUGGUGACGGCAGCGCACGCUGUGUUCCACGGCGACGGGCACAGGAAGGCGCCCGCGGCGGUGGUCGGCUUCCAGUUCAAGCACGAGCGCCUUAGCGAGUGGUUUGAGAACAUCACCUCUUCGUGCGAACAUAACAAGGAGUGCGUCACUUGCCUCUCCGAUAACUGGGAUUGUUAUUUAGUAGACAGCAAUGGUUGGAUCAUCGUCAGCGAGGACUCCUCGCAAACUGGACAAUUCUUUGGCAAAAUUCGACCCGAUAUAAUGUUGAAGUUGGUUGAAGACGAAGUGUACAGAACCGUCCACAUCGUGGACUACCAAGCGGUCUGUUUCCGUGAGAAGAAGACCACAAAUCCAGCAUCCAUUAUAUUGACGCCGUUUGAAAACCUGCGCCUUAUCAUGGCGUGGUUCAUAACGACCACAAUUUGGACCUAUAACUCCAUUGCCUCGAGCCUGGCACAAGCGUCGAGUUAUUCUUUCUACGACGAAUAUGUAACACCCACUGUGGCCUACCAGAAUUACGAGAACGACGAAGAGACCGACGAUAUGUAUAUGUCGAAACCAUCGAGGAUUCUGGAAAGGGACUUCGAGAAGCUAGUACUAAUUAAUCGUACGAGACCGACGCCGUGCGACCGAGAGAUGUACCUUUACCAAUUGGAGUAUAAGAAUUUAGACGAGAAACUGAACAGACCAGUCAAGGAUUGCGAGAGGCCGUUUUACGCGCAGCUGGUUAAUUACACCAACAUGCUACUGAUAGUGGUGGAUGCCUUGUGCCCGAAGGUCGAAGCCUCCAUCCUAUCGAUCGAUCCCGCCGAGGUGCAGUACAACGAGUCAUUGCCAUGCUUGAAACAUAAACAUCCGUUGUAUAGAAGACAACCGACGUCUUGUAUAAGAAACCAUACCGAAGAGAGCAACAUUGAUAUGUGCGGGCGUGGCAGCCUCCCUCACAAGAACAUGUUCUGGAUUCCUUUAUUAAUAUUAAUGUUUUUGGUA